This is a messenger RNA of Opisthorchis viverrini, 192 nucleotides long. RefSeq lists its product as hypothetical. NCBI's taxonomy places the organism in Eukaryota, Metazoa, Platyhelminthes, Trematoda, Opisthorchiida, Opisthorchiidae. The coding region runs from base 1 to 192 and encodes 63 amino acids. The transcript has a single exon. The record is from RefSeq and is a predicted model, not a curated record.
AUGGCGGUGAACCGGACCUCUGAGUGUCGACUGAACAAAGUCAAACCUAGUCCCAUGGCAAUGAUAUCGAUCCCGGUUGAGGCUCCUUGUGCGGCCGGUCGACUGGCUACUGGGGAUUCGCUGACCGCGUAUCAGCUGACCUUGACAACAUGCAACAAAGUAGUGAGGAAUGCUGCCCGGCUAAUGUGGUGA